Melampsora larici-populina 98AG31 is the source of this 240-nucleotide messenger RNA. RefSeq lists its product as uncharacterized. NCBI's taxonomy places the organism in Eukaryota, Fungi, Basidiomycota, Pucciniomycetes, Pucciniales, Melampsoraceae. The transcript is spliced from 2 exons. Bases 1 to 240 code for a protein of 79 amino acids. The record is from RefSeq and is a predicted model, not a curated record.
AUGAUCUCUCAACAGUAUCUCAAACUCCUUAUGGUCUUUUUUGGCCUCAUUGCAAUCAUCACACCCAUUGCCAAAGGAAGCCGUCCACCCAAAAAAAUAAUAAAUAAUAGUACUAAGAUACCCAAGUGUGGAAAAGUUGCUGCACAAUGUACCAAAGGCAAGCCUUGGUGUUCAAGCGGCACACCAAAGUGCAGCAAUGGUGGAGUACUCAAGAACUGUGCAUCAGGAGUUACAUGUUAA